AACGCAAUCACCCGUCCUGUCAACGUCUGCUUCCUCACACUUUCCCCGCCACCAACGUCACUGUACUUCUACCAUAUCUUUAGCCAGCGUUUGGCGUUGAGAACAUCUGGCCCCCACAUCCAUCCUCCAUCUGUCCAAUUACCCAACGCCGGAGUUGAAUUGUCGUCCGGCCUGCACGGAGAUCAGAAGAGCGAGAACUCAUGCCCACAAAGUUCUAUCCAAUCGACGAGCAGGGGGUGGAUACAGAAGUCUACAUUGUGAUUAAAGAUGGACUCGAACAACACGCCCGCAUCCUCGAGCGCCGGGCAGACGAAGUUUACGUGCAUUACCUAAAUGCAGACAAGAGACUUGAUGAAUGGCUUCCACAAAGCGCCGUGCGACCUUCAGGAUCCCACGAGGCCACCAUGACGAGCAACGGCAAUGCUCGCAAGAGAAAGAGGGGGUCCGUUAGUGGGGAGGAGUCUGCCAGUCCCAAUGACAGGGCCUCGCCCGACCACUCGGAUGCUCUCGCAGGUUCGGUGGGCCCUGAAGCCCAGGCUAUCACGGAAGAGGAGUACGACAUCCAGCACCACAAGCAGAUCACCGCGAAAAGGAACUUUGACAAGGUCGUCUUUGGGCGAUGGGAGAUCAAGACGUGGUACUUCUCGCCUUACCCUUUGACCGAGUCUGAGGCGGACGACCAGGUCGCCACUCCCCACUCACAUGGAUCAUCUUCGACCCCUCGAAUCCCAGGCGUCAGUCGCUCUAGCAUCCGUUCGCAUGGCAGGACGUCCGAUCUAUUGGCGGGAGGGCUCGGCCGGAGCCACGCGGGACCAGAGAAAGCGAUGCUAUGGGUUUGCGACAGGUGCUUCAAGUACAUGCCUGAGGGACCUUCGUAUGAAUCACACGUCAGAAAGUGCUCGAGGAAGUCGCCACCAGGUCGCAAAGUCUACCAACGCGGUGCACACAUAAUAUGGGAGGUUGAUGGUGCGACGGAGAAACUGUACUGCCAGAAUCUUUCGCUCUUCGGCAAGCUGUUCAUCGAUAUCAAGACGCUCUUCUUCGACUGCGACAACUUCCUCUUCUAUAUAUUGACGGACGCCGACUCCCAGAGGGACCAUAUCCUCGGGUUCUUUUCAAAGGAGAAAAUCUCCUACGAUGAUUACAACUUAGCAUGCAUCGUCGUGCUUCCGCCUUAUCAGAAGAAGGGCUACGGAAUGCUGAUGAUUGAGUUCAGCUACGAGCUGUCACGCCGCUCCGGACGCGUCGGCACACCAGAGCGGCCCCUAUCUGAUCUUGGUCUCCGGAGCUACCUGACCUACUGGGUGUCCACCCUGAUCAGGUUCUUCCGCCGCCUGCUCUCGGUCCUUCCGCCAGACGCGUCGAAGAUGAUCACCGUGGGCGGGGUGCCGGACCUCGCAGACGCACACCUCAUGUCGCCAUCGGCCGAGCCGGAGGACAGGGCGGCGCCGAAGAUGAAACGCAGGAAGAGCACGAAGGGCUGGGACGGGGAGGACCUCGCGGCGAGCAGCCGUCUUGUGGAGCCAUACGACGACUCCGAUCCCAUGUUCACGUCCCUCCGGACGGUCGAGACGACGCCGAACCCGGACGGAAGUGCGACGGCGCAUGUCGUCAUUCGGUGUACUUUGGCGGACCUCGCUCGCGCGACCAAUCUACGUGUGGAAGACGCCGCGUUCGCGCUUAAUGAGUGCGGGUUGUUGAUUCGGCGACAGAAGAUGGACAACCCGGAGGUUUCGGAUGAAAUGAUCGCAGUAUCGAGAGAGAUGGUAGAGACAGUGGCCAAACAGAGGAACGUGAAGAGGAUGUGCAUGAGCUUAGCUCAUGUGCUUCUAUAGGCACCGCUGUAUGUCAAUACCCUCAGUUGAAUUCUGAGUCUGGGCGGCCGUAGGCCUGGGUGGCAUGAUAGACAAGAGUGUCUCACAGACACUGUUAGAUCCGUCUUCUCAACCUCAGGACACAAUAUAGGACUAUGAAACACCGGGCUCGGAUCCUGAGCAUAUUACAAUACAUACCAGCCCGGAGCUUGCGG
Molecule: messenger RNA, 2029 nt
Organism: Fomitopsis serialis
Lineage: Eukaryota; Fungi; Basidiomycota; Agaricomycetes; Polyporales; Fomitopsidaceae
Product: acyl-CoA N-acyltransferase
Exons: 12
Coding region: 201-1835 (544 amino acids)
Biological process (GO): regulation of DNA-templated transcription
Molecular function (GO): histone acetyltransferase activity
Source: RefSeq, a predicted model, not a curated record